AUGAGACCUGUACUUCUGAUUUUGUUGUUGAUUUUGGCUAUACAUGCAAAGGCUGUUGAGAGGGUGGUUAGUUAUUUUUGUAAUUAAUUCUUUGAAAACAGUUUUUUUCAGGGUGUUGCUUGUGGCAUAUGUUCUACGGUGAUAGACACUAUAAGAAAACAAAUUCCCAGUGGUGGGCUUGAUGUUAUGAAAGAGCUUGUGGUUGGUAGAAAAAGAAACAUAUAAAACAUAUUUGAAAUAAAAAUGUUUGCAGAAUAUGUGCGAAAAGUUCUCAAACGUAUUUUCUCCCGAGUUUGGUGAUGACUGCAAAAAAUACGUUGAAAAAAACAUGAAUAUCAUUAUGCCAUGGAUUUUGAAUCAAAUGUCGUCUGAAAAAAUCUGCAACGCUAUAAAAUCAUGUUGA
Caenorhabditis angaria is the source of this 403-nucleotide messenger RNA. Lineage: Eukaryota; Metazoa; Nematoda; Chromadorea; Rhabditida; Rhabditidae. The record is from the annotation of a GenBank genome assembly.